CUCGCCAUUUUGAAGAUUGUCGAACAGGGUUAGGGACUGGUGUUAGAGGGCUAGCUAAAUAUCUGCAGCGCCCCUUGUUUAACAAUCUUAAGGAGCGUGACAGUCUAAUACAGCUAACCAUGUCGUCAGACAAACAGGAGACAGACGCACAGGUGGAGUCUGGCGAGGAAAAACAGGACUCUCAGGAGAAGAGUCUGAAUCCAGUGAAAGCAGAGGAGGCCAAGCUGAAAGCCAAGUACCCCAACCUGGGGCAGAAGCCAGGCGGCUCUGACUUCUUGAUGAAAAGGCUACAAAAAGGGCAAAAGUACUUUGAUUCAGGUGACUACAACAUGGCCAAAGCCAAGGUGAAGAACAAACAGCUGCCCACUGCCGGGCCGGACAAGAAUCUGGUGACAGGAGACCAUAUUCCCACACCGCAGGACCUGCCUCAGAGGAAGUCAUCCCUGGUUACCAGCAAGCUGGCGGGCUAGCUCCUCCCGCCUCCACCGUGCCCUCCAUUCCCCCACCUCAACCUAACCCAGGCCCCCUACUAGGCUCCACAUGCCAUUACAAUCCAAGAGAGGUGUAGAUUCAGCUCUCCCUCUAUUGCUCUCUGUCCAAACUCUUCUCUUACAUCCUAGAAUGCCCACAUUUAGGGGAUCUGAAGAUCUGCAGUACAUGAAUACAAAGUCAGUGUAUUUAGUUUGUCUGUACAUCUGUGUCAAUGAGAGCACAAAUUUGAAAACAUACAUAGGAAUCCUGCAUAUGAUGCAUUAGUGCAAACCAGGUCUUGUGAAAGCUUUGGUUGUGUAGUCACGCAUAAAACUAGGAAUGAAAGGGAAGGCAAAUGGUGGCAGUGGAUAACGUGAUGAUGUCACCUCAGCCAUGUAAGUUGUGGCAUGGAUACACAACUGCUGAUUAGGUUGCCACAGAAAAAUCUUCAUUUGUGUUGAGUCACUAAAGUUCACAAUUACUUGCUUUAUUUGUAAGCAGCUUCAUUCGCAAGGUCAUAGUUGGUAGGUUUUUACUAAAGUGAGGGAUGGUGAAUAGCAUGCACCUGCGUGGAGCCUAGUUAUCCCCUCAGUCCCAAUACAGACACUCUAUCCCCUCUGCCUCCACACCCUGCCCCACCCGAUACCCCUGCCCUUCUCCCUUAUUCACUGCACAGAAAAGCAACAAAAAAGCUAAAUGUAUUUUGUUGUAUAAUAUUGAGGCUGGGACAAGCGGCAUCAUUUCUACUUUUGCUUUACUCUUACCUGUACAACCUCCUGUACUAUUCUAUGGGGCCUAAACAUUUUGUUCAUUUUCUUUGGAAACCAGUCAAGGUGGCUAUUGUCUGUCAGUGCAUGUGCCACGCCAAUGGAAGCUCAAGAAUCCCAAAAGAGAGAAACACAGGAAAAAAAACAACCGAUGGUUAGUUUUCAGGCUGUGCGAUUUCCAUUUAUUGGCUUCCCACUUCUGGAGUAGGAUUUUGUAACAGCCUUGUGAGUUAUUGCUUAUUAGUUUUGUAACUGGUUUGGCUGAAGAAAUGGCUGUUUUGUCUACUGGGGAGAAAACAUAUGAAAUUGUAGUUCUGUUUAAUGGAAAAUCAAAUCCUUUUCUGGGUCUUUUCACAAAGAGGAAACAAUAUAUAUGAACUAAAAAUUGUAUGACAUUUCCCCUAGAUAUUGAAAGGUGUUUGUUGUACUUUUCAGUCAGCCAUCAGUAAUAUUAUUUAUCUGCCCUUUUUAAAACAAGCCUUAAUGAUUGGUAGGAAAUUAAUUGCCAGUCUCACCGCACUGUGUAUUCAAGUAUAUAUUUUUAUACAAUGUUCGGAAAUGGGGCAUGAAUUCAUUGUCAUAAUAACACCCGGUGUAUUGCUCCUGUAAGGGCAUAUUUUGGCUUAUCAAUUAGCCAGCUAUGGGAUACUGAGCACAACAAAGCAUCUUAUGUCCACAUUUGUUGGAUGUUUACUGAAGUGUUUUGUACCAGAAGCUUGUUGAAAAAGGCUAAAUAAGGUAGUAUUGUGUUGUCAAAUGUCCCACUGAGAUAUGGGCUACUUAUUUAAUUUGUUUCUUAUGGUCCCCACUCAUGUACUAGUCCAGUAGUCUUUACAGUAACUGCAGUUGUAUUGGUAAAUGUAACUAAUAGCAAUUCCUCACUUGUAAUUGGUCUAUGUGUAGAGUGGAAAGGGACGGAAUUGUGUAAUAAGCCCUGGUAUUGACAAUUAGAGCAUGUAUCCUGUGUGCUUAGCCUGAGUGUGCAUCUGCUUAAGAAAGAAAUAGGUUAAUGCAAGCCCUUAUCUGCUGGCUGUAAGCAUUAUCUGCUCAGCUCUCACCCAUUACCCUUUACAUAUAAUCCUAUAAUCAACCACUUCUCUUCUGGGAGAGGAGGAGAGGUGGAGAGGCAGGUGGUAGCAGAGAGGAGGGAUUCUUCCCUGUUUCUAGUACAGGUGUAGAAUGGUUCAUUGGGCGGCAUAAAUGGGUAUGGGGAAAAGUCUGAUGCAUAGGAGAAGUUUGGUAUAAGCACUGUGAGGCUGUGAAUGAAUUGUGCUCGUUUUAGUUUGAGUUUGAAAGGAUAUGAUGUCUGCUGUGAAUAUGUCAGGCCACAGUUUGUUGUUUCAAUAAGAUUAGAAAAGUACAUUAGAAACUUUGAGUGACAGAGGUGUAUGAGGUGUACAGUGCCUAUAAAACCAUUACAGGGUCUAGACUGCAGUGCAGGCUGGAUGGGCAACUGUCCAACCCCCUUCAAGAACUGCUACAGCAGUGGAUUUAAUUUCCUAUUCAAGUUAGGACAUCAGGACGUCCUAAGAUGUGGUGAGAUAGUGGAACCCCUGUGGUCAUCAGGGUUUCAUUCCUCAGGGCUGGUUUACAGGCUAAAGCAGGAAAGUAAUGAAUGGUGCAGGCAAACUGCUGUAAGAGGUUACAUCAUCAUUCUUGUGAUUAUGCAGUUAAGCCAGAAUAGAUUUAGGUAAUAGUAUCUGGAUGAGCUGUGCUUUCUGACCAAACCUGGUGUUCUAGCCUGGAAUUACUUACUUUGUGCACAUGUUUGUACAUGUACAGCUACAUUCACUACAGAGGAAAAGGACUACAGUAGUUGCUUGUUCUUGUUCUUCCUUGAGCCAAUUUAAGUGUGUUCCCACAAUGCCAUAGAUGUAUCUGGAAUCAUGAAAAUAAAAAAGGGAAUAGUAGGGAAUCUUUGGGAAAAAUAUUAAAGCUUGAGCCUGUACAGUUUGUCCAAAGAUAGACCAUUAUAUCAUGCUGUCAGUUUGUGAAAUAAUCUUUUCAAAGAAGUCAAGGAUUUCAAGUAAAUUAUUGAGUCUUGCCUGAUUGUUUACUUAUAUUGGUCCUCCCAGUACUUUAAGUGCUCAAAUGCCAAUAAGGGAUUGAUAUGAUGGGAACUUAGCCAUGCCAAAGGUCAGGAGUUAAAAGGAGGAUUUGCAUUGAGUAUGCAUUUGUGCCUGUGCUUGAGCGUGAGAGUGCUUAUUUUUCUUUGUGUGUGACUUUUUUUUUCCACUUAAAAACAUUUCAUUUUGUAAAUUGUCAUGAGAUGAUGUUCACAUCCCAGUCAGGUUGUAAAUAGACUUUACUAUUGUUUCUUCUAUAAUACCUGUAUCCAUGCUUUCUCUUCUCCAUUGUUUCUUUUUUUAAAAAGAACAUGGAUCUUAUACUCCCCAGGCCUUUUUGUUUGGUGGGGGGGGAUUAUUUUCCUCAGUGUAAAUUUGUUUUGUUUUUACACUACUUCUACUGCACCCGUCUUCUGUGUAGUAUAAAGCUGCCGGCCAGAUGUUAGGAAGACGUUAUAUGUACAAUAUAAAUAAGUGUAAAUGCUGCUGAUUAAAGAAAUGACACAAUUGUCUUCAUCUGGGUGUCCCCUUAGAGAAAGAGAGAGAAUCUGUCCAAGAGUCCUGAAUCUGACCACCUGCAGAAUCAAGGAUUUAUGGCAAUCAGUCACUGGCUUUAAGAUGUGGGUCUUGCCAUUGCUGUGUAUGCAUGUGAGGUGGAAGGCAAUGACUUAACAUGAGGUGUGCCAACAGCCUCUGGUAUUUACUAAGGGGGCUUCCUUUAAGAUAUGGCCCCCUUCAUUAUCAUACAGAUAAAAUGACUAACCUCUUGGAUCUUCAGGGAAGAGGUCACCAUAGUGUAUAAAUGUUGACUUGGAACCAUUGAAAACCGCCUGUUGGGGGAGCUCUGAAGAUGGUUUUAAGGCUGUCGUGUUGCUGCAGUGGCAGAAAGAAUUGGGGCUAUCCAGAACCACUGAAAAGCAUAUGUCGUUAGAAUUUCUGGGGUGUCGACAAAUUAGUCAAAUAUUUUUUUAUUCAUUAAAAAACAAUGAUAACCUGAGUCUGAUCUUUCAGGUUGCAACUUUGCUGUUUCGAUAUGAAUCGAGGAUCGUAAUAAAUCAUAUAGCAUAAUCUAUAAAGUAACUGGUGCUUCAAAGGCUCUGAUUACAGACUUAACAUUUAAUGUUUCCUGACCUCAUAAUUUGUGUGAAUAUAUCUGCUUCUGUUUAAUGCAGUGGUGAUAUAUUUGGAACCACAAGAAAAUGUGUCACAAGACUGUUGUAUUUGUGUAAUCAGAGGGCCAUGAAACUUCAGAGACAGUAGUGAAAUGGGCUCACCAUAACUGCUUUGAGAAUGUUGUGUAUUGGGGGGCUCAACCUCUGUGAAUAUUACACUGCAAUGAGCAAGAAAGGGUACACUAAACCACUAAAACCACUAUUCCUGUAGGUUCCUGGCUAACAUGUAUGAAACAAUGUUAAACAAGUAAUGAUACCUUCAUAACAACAGGCUCUUUCUCCACCAAAAUGUUUUGUUCAAUGGCUACAUUCUGAUGCAGAAUGUUUUUUUCUCUAAAUUCAUAAUGGAGCAACAGUUGCCUAAUAUCAAACCUUGGCUCAAUGUGCACUUUGGGAUUCUGGGAGCGCCUUUGUUUCCCAGCAGUGACGUUUACAUGCUCAAUAAUGCUUGUGACAAAAAUGGGUUUCGUUUUACAAAUCAAAAAGGUUAAAUUUACAACGAAUGUUUCAAUAGUGUGGGAGCAUUGCUGAGAUUUUUGUCAGUAUUUGAAAAUAAAAUUUUACAUUAAU
Anguilla anguilla (European eel) is the source of this 5046-nucleotide messenger RNA. It is a transcript of the gene ensab, whose product is annotated as endosulfine alpha b. The coding region runs from base 120 to 470 and encodes 116 amino acids. Gene Ontology annotation, cellular component: cytoplasm. The record is from RefSeq and is a predicted model, not a curated record. The transcript has 3 exons. Gene Ontology annotation, molecular function: protein phosphatase inhibitor activity. NCBI's taxonomy places the organism in Eukaryota, Metazoa, Chordata, Actinopteri, Anguilliformes, Anguillidae.